AUGAAUCAAGCUACAAUUCCUAUAGCAUAUCCUGUAGUGACAGAAGCAGAAACAGUGAUGACAAGAAGUGAAAGACUGGAAAGAGCUAGUUUAUUGCAAAGAUAUCCGAUGCAAGGACACUCAGUGCAAAGAUAUCCAAUGCAGAGAUAUCAAGUGCAAGAAUGCCCAGUGCAAAGAUAUAUUAAUUUAUCGAUGAAUGAAAGACCCAACUUCUUCAUGAGCAGACCGCUCGUUCGAGCUGCUGGACUUCUCAAUGAAAAUUCAACGACAGAAAUUAUCGACGUGAAUAUGUUGCCUCAAAAAAACACAUCGAUCAUUCGAAAUAGUGUCAUCGAAGUUAUUGACAUUGGCGGUCGACUCCAUUGCCUCAAUGAACCCAUAAGUUCGUCAUAUUGGCUAAAGAUGAUUACCUUAGCAACAGAUUUUCAAAAUGCCAAUAUUUUACUUAUGACUAGCAACAGUGGACUCAUAUUGAAAGUGAUAAAAGACUUACUUCCAGGAGAACCAUUAUUCAUGUGGUUCGCAGAUUGCACUUUAAAUAUGUUAAACAUUCCCUUUUUAACUCCAGCCAAUUGUGAUAUUCAAGGUCAAGUCUACACGUGCCAUAUUUGUAAAAGAUGUUUCGACUAUCCAAACCCUUUAAAACUACACUUGCUAUUAGAUUGCAAUCAGAAGGACAACAGUUAUAUUUGGACGCUCUUGGCGAAUAAAAUUGUUUGUCCUCCGAGAACGAGCCUAUCCUUCAAUCAAUAUUCAGAAAGAAGUUUUACAUUCCAGUUAAAUCCUCUGCCCGUAUCCAAAUCGAUAACGUUACCGGUCAAUAUUCCAUCAUAUUUGACACAAACGACGGAAGCGAAUCGGUCGAUGAAGAACGAUUCGCCGUGUUCAUUAAAUCGACUGUCACCCCUGUCCUCGAAUAAUCCCUCGCCGAUUCCAACGUAUCCUUUACCAGAAGUCUUACCGAGUUCAUCGGCUUACAAAUCGUCCGUGGAGAACCUAAUGGAUCGUCGCAUGAUUUUAAAACCUUACAAUGUUUUGAUGCAUCGAGAUCGGAUGCCCUACAACUGUCCCACAGAAGAAUCUGGGAAGAAAGCAGAUCCUGCGGAAGUAGAGACACGCGCUAGCGAAAUCGGCAAAUGCAACGAAGGAUACAGAUGCAUCUUCUGCAACAAGAUCUAUUCGAGAAAGUAUGGUCUGCGGAUUCACAUUAGGACGCACACCGGUUAUAAGCCUCUGACUUGCAAGGUUUGCGAGCAUAGAUUUGGAGAUCCUAGUAAUCUUAACAAGCACGUGAGAUUACACGUGACAGACGACAGUCGUUAUAAGUGCGACAUAUGCGGCAAGGUACUAGUUAGGAGAAGAGAUCUGGAGAGACAUAAAAAUUCCUGGCAUUCCGAAAAGAACGAUGAUAAUGUUUCCGAUGUCGAAAUUAACGACGGAAUUUAA
Messenger RNA from Camponotus floridanus (Florida carpenter ant), 1446 nucleotides. It is a transcript of the gene Prdm13, whose product is annotated as zinc finger protein Xfin. Bases 1 to 1446 code for a protein of 481 amino acids. NCBI's taxonomy places the organism in Eukaryota, Metazoa, Arthropoda, Insecta, Hymenoptera, Formicidae. The record is from RefSeq and is a predicted model, not a curated record. The transcript is spliced from 3 exons. Gene Ontology annotation, cellular component: nucleus.